AUGGGCUUCCAUGGCAUGGCCACAAUGUCUUCUUCCGUGUCGCUCGGACCCAUCAUUGCUACGUCAACGCAGCGUCCGAACCAUGGAUCGGCGGCUCUGCAGCCGGGGCUUUGGCUCUCUGUUGAAGGAGGCGACGAUGAGAGGGCGUGGCAUCACCGUGGAUUGGUAGGGAUGGUGGAUGGCGUGUCUGUCUGA
Molecule: messenger RNA, 195 nt
Organism: Ustilaginoidea virens
Lineage: Eukaryota; Fungi; Ascomycota; Sordariomycetes; Hypocreales; Clavicipitaceae
Exons: 1
Coding region: 1-195 (64 amino acids)
Source: RefSeq, a predicted model, not a curated record